GUGAUCACCGCACGUCCGGGAGCGCCUGCAGGCGGCAGCGCGCUGCAUAAUUGAUGGAGAGCCGGACGGUGUUCUGGGUCGGCUGCGGGAGCGGUGCGAGUGUCUCGGCGUAGGAGGGCAGGGCGGCCGGCCCCUCCCACUCCGCCUUUUCUCGAGUGUCCAUACCCCGGCCUGGCAGCGGGCGCCGGGCUGCGGGCGAGUGUGCGCGGCGACCCCGGGCACCGAAGGCGGUGCGUGGACGAGGACCGCGGCUGACCUGUUGGCGUCAUGCGCGCCCUCCAGGGUCUGCGGGGGCCUCGGGCCCUGUCCCUGCCGCUGCUCCUCCUGUGCUUCCUCGCCGCGGUGCGCCGGAGCUUGGAGGACGGCCUUUCCACAGCUGCACCUUUUAAAAGUCUACCUGUCCAGGAAGAAAUGAUGACAAAGGACUCUAAUCUUUCUUUGGAGAGUCAUAACAUAUCAGUGACUGCUGCACCUUUUACAAGUCUACCUGUCCAGGAAGAAAUGAUGACAAAGUCCUCUAACCUUUCCUUGGAGAGUCAUAGCUUAUCAAUGACUGCUGCACCUUUUACAAGUCUACCUGUCCAGGAAGAAAUGAUGACAAAGUCCUCUAACCUUUCCUUGGAGAGUCAUAGCUUAUCAAUGACUGCUUUGCCUAUCAAAGAAAAUAAUAAAGGGAACCAAAUCUGUGUUGACAGAGGAAUAAUGCUUCAAAGGAGUGUUACAUUAGUAGAACACUCCAAUAUACCAGUAGAAAAAAAUAUCACUUUAGAAAGACCUUCUAAUGUAGAACUCAUAUGCCAAUUCACACCAUCUGGAGAUUUGAAUUCAGUAAAUGUGACUUGGAAAAAAGGUGAUAAACUACUUGAGGAUAAUUAUCUCGUCAAUGCAACGGGAGGUAUCCUGUAUACCCAAUAUAGGGUCGCCGUCAUUAACAGCAAACAGAUGGGAAGCUAUUCUUGUUUCUUUGGUGAGAAAAAGCAACAAAGGGGCACAUUUAAUUUGAAAGUUCCUGAAAUUAAUGGACAAAACAAACCAUUGAUCACUUACUUGGGGGAUUCAGUUGUCUUGAUGUGUAAAUGUCAAGGUUGUCUUCCUUUAAAUUGGACCUGGUACGGUAGCAAUGGGAGUGUACAGGUUCCUGUUGGUGUUCCAGUGAAUGAUAAGUAUGUGAUCAGUGGAAACCAUGCUAAUGAAACAAGGCUCAAGAUAACGCACCUUUCAGAGGACGACCAGGGAACUUACUGGUGCCAUGCAAUAUUCGAGUUAGGGGAGAGUGAAGGACACGUUAAACUCGUCGUGCUCAGCUAUUUGGUACCCCUUAAAGCAUUUUGUGCAAUAGCUGCUGAGGUUGUUCUCUUAGUGGCUAUUAUUCUGCUUUUUGAAAUGUAUACUCAAAAGAAAAAGAAGCCCUCAGAUGAUGGGAAAGAAUUUGAACAAGGUGAACAGCUGAAAUUGGAUGACAGCAAUGGUAUAGAAAAUAGUGGCCCUAGGCACAGAAAAAGUGAAUCCGUGGGGCAGUGAGUGACAAACAUCAUUUCAAGAGUCACAGGAAGAUGUACAAAGAGUUUGCAUUUCAGCUUUAUUUCUGCUUCCUGUUAAGAACGUGUGAUUUUUUACUUUUAAAAGGAUGAAAAGUUUAUGUAAAAUGCUCAGUAGUAGCUUUGUAAAUAAUAUAUGCAAUUUCAGAUCUACAAAUAUAUUUUCAUUCUGUAUUUUACACUAAAGCAAGGUAAAUUGUAUUAAGUAUGUGCUAUGAGCUAUAACCCAGGAUAAUUAAUUUCAUUCCAGUCCUUAAGGGACACGCAGAAUAGACACCAGCAAAACCAAACAGUACACAGAGUGAAUGUCACUCUAGACCUGUUUAUAACCAAAGAAUUCAUUAAAAACAAAGCUUUGCCAUUUGUCUUAAAAAGGUUUUUUUCCCAGUCAUGUUUACUAGGUGUAGAAGUAUUUGUAAUAAUUUCAUGUAAAGUUCAUCCUUCAGUCGUAUUGAAAAGAAGUGUCAUCAAGGGGAGAUGAGCACUGUCUACCUUUGCUAAUGAUGGUUACUGUGCAGUCACCGCAAGGAAAACAUACUUUUCCUAUGAAAACAUUGGUUGAAGGCAAAGAAAUAAAACCGUACACUUGCCCAUCUCCGUCUCCACAGAAGCUAAUUUCUCAGUCUCAUUCCACUCAUCUCCACUGUUUUCCCACAUUAAGCUAAAGUGAUUCUUAGACUUCCUAGAGAGCAUUAUUUUAUUUUAAGCUGUGGGUUUUGGAUUUCUUAAGUUACAGCUGUUGUUGAUGUUAUAGGACUAAGGUUCACCUGGACAUGAUGUCUCACUGCUAUAGGCAUGCUUCUGUGUUUCAUGGUGGUAUCCAUGGCUGGCUAAAUAUCUCAAAAAGCAUCAUUAGUGGUUUCUAAUACUAAUGUCUUUGUCUGAAAUCAAGAAGUGUUAGAGUUGUUCUAUGUUGUUGACAGUGCCUUAGGCUUUCUAUUGUGUGUAUAACUAAAUUAUUUUAUAAAACUCACUGUAACCAAGUCGAUUGAAAUCUGAAUAGCCAUGAAAAGUUGUCAGUGGCUUUGAAUGGAAUAUUGGUAUCAUACAGCAGGAUACUAGGUUAGGUUGAAGACAAUAUGUGAAUCCUGCUGGGGGAUCCUUGGUGCUUAUGAGUCCACUGUCCCCCAGCUCACAGUGCAGUGGGGAUCAGAACAAUUACAGGCAAAGAGGGAGGGUUUGGGAUGGUGGUGAAGACCCACGGUCUUGGUGACCAAGGGGACUAAUGCUUGAAAAAGAGAAGUUCAAUUAUUUGAAAAAAAUACUUUACAGAAAUUUGUAUGAUAUUCUGGGUGAAAAAAUUAUAAUAAAAUUGAGAUAGGGAAAAUUAUGCUUUAUAUGGCAUCUUAACUAAUGUUAAAUAGUAUGAAUAAUACACAUGAAGUGUGACUUGGAAGCUUCUGUUUGUUGCAGCACUGUUGUGCAUAAAAUGUGUGACCUACCCACAAAAGUUUUACUGAAUAGACUACAUCAUUUAAGUAAUGGCAGGUUUCAUCAUGUUCUUGUCUCAGAGCCACGAGCCAGGCAUUUGUUUUGGUUUAGUUAAUUAUUAAUUUGACCAAAUGAUCUUGGGUGGUAUCUAUAUAAUGGCACCCAAGCAGUUCACUUAGUUAAUCUGAACAAUUUGAAUUCAAUGAAAAAUUAGUCAGACCUGCUUUUUUACUAAAUCCAAUGCAAAUGCAUUUGUGACUAGAUAUAUACAAAUCCCCAUACAAUUUGUAGCUCAUAUGCAGUAUGUACUCUUCUAUUUUACCACCAUUAUUUAGACUAAAAUGGUUCUCAGGCAGAAAAAUUGCUGUCCCAAUGUAAAAUAAUCUGAAAUAUUUAUGUAGUAAAUUGAAAUUUUAAGUGUCAGUGUUUGCUAUUUUUCCUAGCAAAGAAAAUUAAGUUCAGUAACUUUAAGCAGAAAAGGUACUCAGGAAAUUAAAGUAAAUGAAAGGAAAUUAAAGUUGAAUUUUGACUAUUCAGAGUCUCCCUGGGGAACCUCCAGAAAAUUAUUUCACCACUGUUAGGUUAAAAAAUGGAAUGCUUCCAUUAAGUAACCUCAUGGAAAUGAAUGGAUUAACUAAAAAUGACCAAUUGUAAAUUGCCUAAAAAUACAGAGCAAGCAGAAAAGCUGAAGUAGGAAAAUUACGCCACGUUUAUAUAUUAGACACCUUGGGAAUUCUGUUCAUCUUUCCAGCUAACAGAGUUUUGCUGCAUAUUAAGUAGAUUUAAUGAUGUCUUAAAUUCCCAGAUAUUUUCAUAUUCAGUUUAUGCUCUAAUGUAAAUCUUCACUUUGUAGUCUUUUUCUCUCUUUUUUUUUCUUAGCAUCCAGUUACCCAGGCCAAAACCUAAAGUUCACUGUGCCAUUUUCUUUUCCUUUAUUAACUAAUAUUUAUUAGUCAUGAAUCCCUGUUCCUUUGUCCUCUUUAAUAGCUCAUCAAUCCACUCAUUGCCUCCCCUACCCCCAUGCUCACCAGCUGCAACAGCUGAGGUCUUGAUUUUCCUACAUCAGCCUCAUCUACUGUUCAUCCAUUUUUUGCAUUGCUUUGUGUGUGUGUGUGUGUGCACUUAGUUGCUCGGUCAUGUCCAACUCUUCGCAACGCCAUGGACUGUAGCCUAUGAGGCUCCUAUGUCCAUGGGAUUUUCCAGGCAAGAAUACUGGAGUGGGUUGCCAUUUCCUUCUCCAGAGGAUCUUACCACCUCAGGGAUUGAACCCACAUCUCCUGCCUUGGCAGGCAGGUUCUUUACCAUCUUCACCAUAAAGAUGCCCCUUUAGCAUUGGUGCCAGGCCAUAUUUCUAAAACACAAAUCUCACUAUGGAGCAUAAUGUGCCAGUUCCCAUGACAGACCUCUUUAGGCUCCCCUUUGCCAUAUCUUAAUGCUGCAGUUUUCCAAGUCACUAAUCUUUCUUCACUGUCUUGAUUUAGCCUUGACAGAGAGAGAGUCUAUCCAGAGUGCUGCCCGCUGUGUGCCUCCCCUUUGAUGAACUCAAGUUUAGCCUCAACACUUGAAUCUGAUGUUACUUCCUGGCAGAUCCCUCAUUCCCAGUUGACUCUAUACCAUCAUAUGUGCUCAAAUAACUCCACAUUUUUUGUGCUUAUUUACCUGUAUUAUACAUAUGCUUUUAUAUGUCUCCUUCCUGGAUUCUGAUUUUAUUUGCUUGUCCCAUACCUACCACAGAGAAGGUACAUUGUAGAUAUCAUGUAUGUGUAGUGAAUAGAUAAAUGUAUAGGUGAAAAUAAAAUUUUAUAAAUUUAUACUUA
Molecule: messenger RNA, 4786 nt
Organism: Bubalus bubalis (water buffalo)
Lineage: Eukaryota; Metazoa; Chordata; Mammalia; Artiodactyla; Bovidae
Gene: EMB
Product: embigin
Exons: 12
Coding region: 268-1521 (417 amino acids)
Biological process (GO): axon guidance; dendrite self-avoidance; homophilic cell-cell adhesion
Cellular component (GO): axon; plasma membrane
Molecular function (GO): cell-cell adhesion mediator activity
Source: RefSeq, a predicted model, not a curated record